AAGCGAAGGAAGACUACCCUAACCUCGUGCCUGCCCGCUCGUUUCCUUGCUCCACUUCAUCCCCUCGUCGCCGCCGCCGCCGUCGCAAGCGACGAUGCUCGACAUCAACUUGUUCCGCGCCGACAAGGGCGGCAACCCGGACCUCAUCCGCGAGUCCCAGCGCAGCCGGUUCGCCUCCGUUGAGCUCGUCGAUGAGGUCAUCGCCCUCGACAUGGCAUGGCGCGGAAAGCAGUUCGACCUGGACAAGAUCCGGCAGGAGCUCAACGCUACCAGCAAGAAGAUCGGCAAGCUCAAAGCCAGCAAGCAAGAAGAGGAAGCGAAGAAGCUCAUGGAGAGCACAGACGAAAUUAAGAAGAGGUUGGCUGCCAAAGAAGUUGAGGUGCAGGAGGCCAAGAGCACCCUUGACGCCAAGGUCACGACGAUUGGCAACAUCGUGCACGAUUCCGUGCCAGUCAGCGACGAUGAGGCAAACAAUAAAAUUGUACGGACAUUUGGAGAGAAGAGAGUAGAGGAAAAUUUGAAGAAUCAUGUAGACCUUUGCAGGAUGCUUGACAUUGUCGCAUUGGAGAAGGGUGCUGAUGUGGCCGGUGGUAGGGGUUUCUAUUUAAAGGGUGAUGGUGUCUUCCUUAACCAGGCAUUGAUAAACUUCGGGCUAGCUUUUCUGAGAAAACGGGGAUUUGAGCCAAUGCAGACUCCCUUUUUCAUGAGAAAGGAGACUAUGGCAAAAUGUGCUCAGUUGGCGCAGUUUGAUGAGGAGCUUUACAAGGUUACAGGUGAUGGUGAGGACAAAUAUCUCAUAGCUACAUCAGAGCAGCCAUUAUGUGCUUAUCACCUAGGUGAUCGAAUCUACCCUGCUGAACUUCCAAUUAAAUAUGCUGGGUACUCUACAUGCUUCCGGAAGGAAGCUGGUUCUCAUGGAAGGGACACAGCUGGCAUCUUCAGAGUUCACCAAUUUGAAAAAAUUGAACAAUUCUGCAUUACAAGCCCAAAUGGCAAUGAUUCCUGGGAGAUGCAUGAAGAGAUGUUAAAAAAUUCAGAAGACUUCUAUAAAGAGAUUGGACUACCAUACCAAGUUGUUUCCAUUGUCUCUGGUGCUCUUAAUGAUGCUGCUGCUAAGAAAUAUGAUUUGGAAGCUUGGUUCCCCGCAUCAAAGACCUUCCGAGAGUUGGUGUCCUGUUCAAACUGCACUGACUUUCAGUCAAGGAGACUUGGAAUUGGGUAUGGCCAGAAAAAGAAUGAUGAGCAGUCCAAGCAGUUUGUUCAUAUGCUGAACUCCACCUUGACUGCCACUGAGAGGACACUCUGCUGUAUUCUGGAGAAUUUCCAAAAGGAGGAUGGUGUCGAGGUGCCGAAGGCACUGCAACCUUAUAUGGGUGGAAUAGAGUUCCUUCCUUUCAAGCAACCUUUGGAUGUCAAACAAGCUGCUGACUCCAAAUCAAACAAGUCCAAAUCAAAGGGAAAGGCACCUUGAGCUGGAUGAGGAACAUACUGGAAACGCAAAUGCACGUGAUGGUGGAACUGUUGGAUAUUGUGCAUCCUUAUGUUAAUUUUUGGGCCUGUCAGUACUCAUAGCAUGACUGUGGAGUUGCAGGUUUUGGUUUUACCCAUUUUGGUUUCUUGGUUACCACAUUAUCUGAUGUACUUGCCAUACUUAUAUUGCAUAGGAUUUCUUGAUAUUUGACCACCACCAUCCCUACCUGCUGUGUUUAUUAUCGCGUUACCACAGACCACUGCCUGUUCGUCCCCGAAACCACCAGGUUGUCUUUUGUAGCACGAUUAGUACCGGUAUGCUGGUGCAUUGACUUUAUCUUUUUUGAAUGAUGAUGGUGGAUUGAUGUACACUUCCUAUCGAUUCUCAAAAAGCAUUUUGUGUUAGCGGCA
Sorghum bicolor (sorghum) is the source of this 1881-nucleotide messenger RNA. RefSeq names its product serine--tRNA ligase. Gene Ontology annotation, cellular component: cytosol. The record is from RefSeq and is a predicted model, not a curated record. Gene Ontology annotation, molecular function: serine-tRNA ligase activity; ATP binding; tRNA binding. Gene Ontology annotation, biological process: seryl-tRNA aminoacylation. Lineage: Eukaryota; Viridiplantae; Streptophyta; Magnoliopsida; Poales; Poaceae. The coding region runs from base 95 to 1471 and encodes 458 amino acids. The transcript has 10 exons.